UACGACAAUGCCAGCAGCAAAGGCGACAGACGCGACAGACCUAGCCUACCUGAACGGCUUCGGCAACCACUUCGAGUCGGAAGCGGUCCCCGGCACCCUGCCAAAGCUCGGGAAUGCGCCGCAGCGCGUAGCACACGGGCUGUAUGCGGAGCAGAUCAGCGGCACGGCGUUCACGGUGCCGCGGGCCAAGAACCAGCGGUCGUGGGUGUACAGGCUUCGUCCGAGCGUGCAGCACUCGCCUUUCCGCCCGUACGCGAGUGCAGCGAGCACGACACCCCGCCUCGUAUCCUCUUUCCACGCCUUCAGCCCAGGCAUCAAGGCCACGCCACAGCAGCUCCGGUGGGACCCCCUCUCGCUCGGGGAGAAGGACGAGCGCGAGGCGGAUUUCGUCGACGGCCUCGCUACGCUCGCCGGCGCGGGCGAUAGCCAGACGAAGGACGGGCUCGCGAUCCACUUUUAUGGGUUUGGGAGGGAUAUGGGGCGCAAGAGCUUCUACAACUCUGACGGCGACUUCCUGAUCGUCCCCGUCACCGGCGAGCUCCUCAUCACGACCGAGUUCGGCAAGCUGCACGUGCCGCCGCAGCACAUCGCGGUCAUCCAGCGUGGGCUCAAGUUCUCCGUGGACAUUGUGAACCGCGAGCGCGCGCCGGGCGGCAUCGCGCGCGGGUUCAUCUGCGAGACGUACAAGGGCCACUUUGAGCUGCCUGACCUUGGCCCGAUCGGCGCGAACGGGUUGGCGAACGCCAAGGAUUUCGAGUCGCCCGUCGCGAGCUACGAGGACACGAGCGACGACUGGGUCGUGGUCAACAAGUUUAUGGGCGAGCUGUUUGCGUACGAGCAGCGCCACAGCCCGUACGACGUCGUCGCGUACUCUGGCAACUACGUGCCGUACCGGUACGACCUGCUCAAGUUCAACGUGAUCGGGUCGAUCUCGUACGACCACCCGGAUCCCUCCAUCUUCACGGUUCUCACCUGCCCCACCGACAGCCCGGGCACAGCAGUGUGCGACUUUGUCAUCUUUGCGCCGCGCUGGCUCGUGGCCGAGGACACGUUCCGCCCGCCGUACUUCCACCGCAACUGCAUGGCCGAGUUCAUGGGCAACAUUGCCGGCACGUACGAUGCCAAAGCGACCGGCUUCCUGCCCGGCGGCGCGAGCCUGCACAAUAUGAACUCGGCGCACGGACCCGACGCGGACACGUUCAACAAGGCGAGUGCCGCGGAGCUGCGCCCCCAGAAGGUCGGGGACGGCUCCAUGGCGUUCAUGUUCGAGUCGGCGUACCAGCUCGCCACGACAAAGUGGGCCAUCGAGGAGAGCGAUAAGCUCCAGCAGGAUUACUGGAAGGUGUGGCAGGGCUUGGAGAAGCAGAGUGAUUUGUAGGCUGGGGA
Messenger RNA from Vanrija pseudolonga, 1386 nucleotides. RefSeq names its product Homogentisate 1,2-dioxygenase (gene hgd). Gene Ontology annotation, biological process: L-phenylalanine catabolic process. The coding region runs from base 8 to 1378 and encodes 456 amino acids. Gene Ontology annotation, molecular function: homogentisate 1,2-dioxygenase activity. Gene Ontology annotation, cellular component: cytoplasm. Lineage: Eukaryota; Fungi; Basidiomycota; Tremellomycetes; Trichosporonales; Trichosporonaceae. The record is from RefSeq and is a predicted model, not a curated record. The transcript is spliced from 3 exons.